AUGGCGUCGUCGAGUAGAGGAGCAACUGUACAAGUUAAUUGUCCUGAACAUCCAGACACACCAUUAGUAGAAGAUCAUCAUGCUGGUGAUAUGAUAUGUCCAGAGUGUGGACUGGUAGUAGGUGAUAGAGUAAUAGAUGUCGGAUCAGAAUGGAGAACAUUUAGUAAUGAUAAAGAUGCUAAGGAUGCUUCUCGUGUUGGAGCAGCUGAGAACUCUCUACUGGAUGGAGGUGAUUUAUCGACUAUGAUAGCUGCUGUACCAGGUGGUGAAGAUUCUGGUUAUAGAAACAGACGAACAAUCAGUAGCUCAGACAGAACAUUGAUAUCAGCAUUUAAAGAAAUCAAUCAAAUGGCAGACAGAUUAAAUUUACCUAAAAUGAUAGCAGAUAGAGGAAGUACAUUAUUUAAAACAGUACAUGAAGGUAAAUCAUUACGUGGUAGAAGUAAUGAUGCUAUAGUCUCAGCCUGUGUUUAUAUAGCUUGUAGACAGGAAGGUGUACCUAGAACAUUUAAAGAAAUUUGUGCUGUAUCUAAAAUAUCUAAGAAAGAAAUAGGUCGUGUAUUUAAACUGAUUAUAAAGAAUCAUGAAACAAACGUAGAGUUAAUAACUACUGGUGAUUUUAUGUCUCGGUUCUGUACCAAUCUAGAAUUACCUAUGAAAGUACAGAAAGCUGCUACGUGUAUAGCUAGAAAAGCUGUAGAUUUAGAUCUAGUACCAGGACGAAGUCCAAUUUCUGUUGCUGCAGCUGCUAUUUAUAUGGCUUCACAAGUUUCCAAUACUAAAAAAUCUCAAAAAGAUAUUGGGGAGGUAGCUGGAGUAGCAGAAGUAACUAUCAGACAGGCCUAUAAACUAAUGUAUCCUAAGGCUCAUGUCCUCUUUCCUGAUGAAUUUAAAUUUGAUACUCCUAUAGACCAAUUACCACUUCAAUAAAGUCAUGGUCAAUUUAUUUAAUGGUAAUGAAAUGUUGUUGUUUAAAUGGUAAUUGGUGAAGAGUGAAGCCAUAGUAGUUGUUUGAAUGGUAAUUGGUGAAGAGUGAAGCCAUGGUAAUUGGUGAAGAGUGGAGCUGUGGUAAUAUUACCAUGGUAAUUGGUGAAGAGUGGAGCCGUGGUAAUAUUACCAUGGUAAUUGGUGAAGAGUGGAGCCAUGGUAAUAUUACCAUGGUAAUUGGUGAAGAGUGGAGCCGUGGUAAUAUUACCAUGGUAAUUGGUGAAGAGUGGAGCCGUGGUAAUAUUACCAUGGUAAUUGGUGAAGAGUAGAGCCGUGGUAAUAUUACCAUGGUAAUUGGUGAAGAGUGGAGCCGUGGUAAUAUUACCAUGGUAAUUGGUGAAGAGUAGAGCCGUGGUAAUAUUACCAUGGUAAUUGGUGAAGAGUGGAGCUGUGGUAAUAUUACCAUGGUAAUUGGUGAAGAGUGGAGCCGUGGUAAUAUUACCAUGGUAAUUGGUGAAGAGUGGAGCCGUGGUAAUAUUACCAUGGUAAUUGGUGAAGAGUGGAGCCGUGGUAAUAUUACCAUGGUAAUUGGUGAAGAGUGGAGCCGUGGUAAUAUUUACCAUGGUAAUUGGUGAAGGAUUUAAAUGCUGUGUGUGUGAAGUGCUCCUCUGUAUUUCUUCAAGAUUUUUAUGUAAAAGACAUUGAAAACCCAAUUCCAUGAUAUAACAUUUUUUUUUCCUUUAUCAAUGUUGAAAUUCCAUUUAUGUUUUGAUGUAUGGCAAUAGGAAUGAGGUACGAAAUCAUCAAGAUAAUGCUAGUUACAUAGCAAAAAAAUGGCUUUAAGAGGCCUUUUAAAAGCACUAUUAGAAUAGCUAGUCAACAAUUUUGAUUGAUUUUCUUUUUUCGCAUUUAAAGGAGGCCUCACUAAGAAGAUUUGUUACAGUGCAUAAUGACACUGUGAAUUUCUUUAAUGCCAAGGGUUGAAUCCCAGUGAGGUUGUGAAAAUACCUUCAGUGAAUAUCUUCCUGUCUGUGAUGCAGGUCCACGAGGCUGGCAUUGUUUGGAUGGGACAAUAAACUGAGGCCCCAUGUGCUGAAUUAUUACAGACUGUGCACAUUAAAGGUCCCUUGACAGUUGGACAUCAAAAAAAGAGUAGGUUAAUGCCACUCAUUGCACACUUCAUGGUGUUAGCUGUCUUCAUUGGCCCAAGUAGGGCUUGGAGAUUAAGAAUAUAAAUUUUUCAGUAUGUUUACCUAGUGUCAUAAUCCCUAUAUAGAAAAAAUAGUAAUCUCUGAAAUAAGCUGUAAAGAUUUUAUGAUUUUUUCAAUUAUUACUUUUAUGGAUAAUAACAAAGUUUUAUUUAUUUAUCUAUGUGAUUAUAAAGGAAUUCUGUUGUAUAGUU
Messenger RNA from Lottia gigantea (owl limpet), 2329 nucleotides. RefSeq lists its product as hypothetical. The transcript has 10 exons. Lineage: Eukaryota; Metazoa; Mollusca; Gastropoda; Lottiidae. Gene Ontology annotation, biological process: transcription preinitiation complex assembly; transcription initiation at RNA polymerase II promoter. The record is from RefSeq and is a predicted model, not a curated record. The coding region runs from base 1 to 930 and encodes 309 amino acids. Gene Ontology annotation, cellular component: nucleus; transcription preinitiation complex. Gene Ontology annotation, molecular function: TBP-class protein binding; RNA polymerase II general transcription initiation factor activity.